Messenger RNA from Menidia menidia (Atlantic silverside), 762 nucleotides. The record is from the annotation of a GenBank genome assembly. Lineage: Eukaryota; Metazoa; Chordata; Actinopteri; Atheriniformes; Atherinopsidae.
AUGGGACAGUGUGGUAUCACGUCAUCCAAAACCGUCUUGGUUUUCCUAAAUCUCAUAUUUUGGGCUGCGGCUGGAAUUUUAUGCUACAUUGGAGCGUAUGUCUUCAUCACAUACGAUGACUAUGACCACUUCUUUGAGGACGUUUACACUCUGAUUCCUGCUAUUGUAAUCAUCGCUGUCGGGACUCUCCUUUUCAUCAUUGGAUUGAUUGGCUGCUGCGCAACAAUACGUGAAAGCUCCUGUGGCUUGGCAACAUUUGCGGCUAUUCUCCUGUUGGUCUUUGUGACAGAAUGCGUGGUGGUGGUGCUCGGCUACAUAUACAGGGCAAAGGUAGAGGAUGAGGUGAAUCACUCCAUCCAGAAGGUUUACAAUGAAUACAGCGGCCCCAACACUGAUGCUCCCAGCCGGGCUAUUGAUUACGUGCAAAAGCAGCUUCACUGCUGUGGUAUCCACAAUUACUCUGACUGGAGGAACACCAGCUGGUUUAAAGAAUCCAAGAACAACAGUGUCCCGGUCAGCUGCUGUCAGCCCAACAUCAGCAACUGCACAGGCACUCUGACCCGACCAGCAGAUCUCUAUCAAGAGGGUUGUGAGGCUCUGGUUGUGAAGAAAUUGAAGGAGAUCAUGAUGUAUGUCAUAUGGGCCGCAUUAACUUUUGCAUCAAUACAGAUGCUAGGCAUGCUCUGUGCCUGCGUGGUGCUGUGCAGGAGGAGCCACGAUCCAGCGUACGAGCUGCUGGUGACAACCAACAGCUAUGCGUGA